AAUCGUUUACGCCAGGAUAGUAUGCGUGAGCUAAUACUUUUCCAGGACCAUCGAAAUUAAAUGGGCAUUUAGAGGUUCCUUGACAACUUGCUCGAAAACUAUGAUUAUUUGACACCACAGUUAUAGUAAUAUCCGGCUUUGAAGAAGGUAUUAUUACUCGUUUAAACUUUAAAUUAGAUAUUUUCUCCCAUCUAACGAAAGCGUCUUCAGCAAGAUGUAUAUAAACUGGAUUACUAACAGCUUGAGGAAAAUACCAACUUAAUGUCGUUUUAUUCCACUUCGAAUGAAUUGCAUAGUUAUUGUCGCCAACAGAACAUCGAGGCUUAUUCAUCAUCAUAUUCAUAGUAUCAUUAUUUAAUGUUCCGGUCACCGGAAGAUUGUAUCUUUCUUGAAAUUCAACUAAGGCCAUAUCUAUACUAGAAAUAGCAUUACUUGAUGUAUUUAGAUAUCCAAAUCGUUUAAGAAAAGAACUAGCAUACUCCAGAGUGCUAUUCUCUGCAUACACAGAUACAGAGAGCAACAAUAAGACAUGUAAACAGACAAGCAUCUCGAUUUAUACUAAACCCAAAAUUUUUUGGUAAAGUUAUUUAAGAAAAUAUUUGAAGUAAAAAUCGUUGAAAAUAAUUAAAAUUGAUAAUUCACAUAUCGCAUAGGAAAUAGCGGUUGAAGGUCUAAUCACAUUACUAUGCAAUUCUUCGUUAUCAUACCGCAUUUUGUUAUUGAGCUAUAUUUCUUAUCAUGUGCAGAGAAAAUGUUGGAAUUUUUCAAUGAUUUUACAAUGAUAAAACUGAAUAUAAUUUUGCGCACGCAAACAUUCUACAACACGUCAUAGGGUGAGGCACGCAACCAUAUAAAUUUCAAAAUGCACCUCAGGACGGUAUAUUCCAUAGUCUAUUCCCUACUGUUAGUGUGCGCUCGUUGUGGUUCAACUAGUUUUCAAAGGUAAGUGUUCUCUUAAUUAUUCUUUAUUAAAUAUUUUCGAUGUUUCUUGUUUGAUUUUGAAUAAAACUUAAUGUUUUCUGCUCCGCCAUUUAUAAAAUCUCUUCAUUCCAGCUGAGAUUUAUUAUUUCGACAUUAAAUAAUUGUCUAACUAUCGUCAUUUUGAAUGACAUUUAUUUUUUAUUUUCUCGUAAUUAUUCGUUUUUAAAUCUUUUCGGUUUUUCAAGUUUUUGGUCAGCUAUUUAUAAAAUUCCUUCAUUCCAGAUGAGAUUUAUUAUUUUAGCACCUGAUUGUCUACAAAAAGACCUCAUGCCAACAUGACAAUUAAUCUUUUUUAUUUUCUCAUAAUUAUUCUUUGUUAAAUCUGUUCGGUUUUUCUUGUUUGUUUUUAUUAAUGUUUUCUGCUCUGCUAUUUAUCCCUUCAUUCCAGAUGGGAUUUAUUAUUUCGACAUUUGAUUUUCUACAAAAAAAAAAAAAAAAAAAAAAACCCUUGAUGUUAGCAUGCUGAAUGCCAAGUAUUCGUCAUUCUUUGUAAUUAUUCUUUGUUAAUUUUUAGUCAUGGAUGCGUGUGGUAGAAAAGUACUCGAUGUCGUUGAAGCAAUUAGAAACCUGAAAUGGGUUUUUAUUGACAAUGCGGAUAAGUUUGAGUACGAAGCCGAGCGAGCUGUUAUAAGAACAAGAAGGUACACGGUAGAAGAGUGUAACGAAGAAGCUACCAAAUACCACAAGGGAGCAAGAAUAUGUGAAGACUAUCUCUCUGACGUAAUAUGCAUGUGUUGCUUUUUAAAAAAAAUAAAAAAUCUAGGGCUGACUGAUUUCUUAAAUGACCUAAAAGAUGUUCUACCUACUGAAGAUGAAGGGUUUUCAUUUCAAAACAACAUAUCGUUAAAAUUGGAGGAAUUUAUGAAAAAGAUCAAGGAACUAAAGGAAAAAAUAAAACAAUUUGAAGAUAAACAAAUAAUGUUUAAGUCUUUUAGUAAACUGCACUUAAGGACACCCAUAAGUAAACCGUACACUAUGUAAUUGUUGUUUUAAUAAAUUAUUAUAAUACUAAUUGACUCUUUUAUUUAUUUAUAAUUAAGAAAUAAAACAAAAAAUAAUAUAAUAUAUUUUUAUUUUUGCAUUAAAAAAGUAUCAUACAACCAAAAUACAUUAGAUAAAGCACAAAUACAUUUUUCACUAUUAUGAUAAAAACAAGCAGGUUCCUUAACUUCUAAUGUUGGUUGUACAUCCAAUUCGUAUAAAGGAAUAGCAAUGUAUUUUUUUAAAUAAUUUUUCUUUUCCAUGAUAAGGAUAUCGUUCAGAAUUAAGGAACAUACGAAUAUUUGUUAAAUUGCAGUGAUCAAAUUUACUCAUAUCUUUCAGCAUUUUUCCUUUUCGACCAUCAUGGAAAGCUACUACAAUAUGACGAGGACUUUCUAAUUUUAUAGUUGUUUUUACUGGCCAAGUAUGACGUGUUGAAUUAUUUAAAGUGAGAUAUUCAAUUAAUUCCCAACUUCUAAAUUUUAUAGGUAGUUCCGUAUUAUUACGAACUAUUUUGUUUAGCCGCAAUUGUUCGCUAAUAUUAGGUAAAAUAUGAGGUACAUUCCAAUAAAGUUUAUUAAUUUCAAUUUUUGGUUUUUCUGUUUCAUCUGUAGCAAUAAUAGCAUCAAUAUCAUCUUUUUCUCGUAUCAAGACUAAUUCCUGUCUCAUAUUAAUGAUAAUUCUUUGAAAAUCUUCAACAGGAAACAUAGAAUAGUAAAACUAGUCAGAUCAUGGAAUGGGCGAUAUGGUGCUAAAAAUUUAAUUUCUAGUGCCCGGUUUCAUAGCAGAAAAAUAUUCAAUGACAAUUUAGUAGCUAUAGAACUGAUUAAAUCAGAUCUAGUUUUUAAUAAACCCUUGUACAUUGGCAUGACUGUUUUAGAUAUAUCAAAAUUAUGUAUGUACCAAUUUCAUUACGACUAUAUGCUUCCAAAAUUGGGCGCAGAUAAAUGUAAUUUAAUGUAUAUGGAUACCGAUAGCUUUAUUUAUGAACUGUACUGUCAUGAUGCAUAUGAGGAAGUAAUAAAACAAGAUCUAUCAAAAUUUGAUACAUCCGAUUACGCUGUAGAUAAUAUCUAUAAUAUUCCUCGAGUAAAUAAAAAAGUUUUAGGAGUAAUGAAGGAUGAAAAUAAAGGAGAAAUUAUGACAAAAUUUGUGGGAUUACGAUCAAAAAUGUAUACUUUUAAAGUUCAAUCUGGUCGAAUCACUAAAAAAGCAAAAGGGACUAAAUAUAAUAUAGUAAAAAAUGUUAUAAAAUUCGAUGAUUAUGUAAACUGUUUAAAUGAUUUUAAGGAACAAACUGCUACUCGACACUCCAUUCGGUCAUAUAGCCAUAACGUUUAUAGUAUAGAACAAACAAAAAUUGCGCUAAGUCCUUAUGACGAUAAAAGAUAUUUAAUUCCAAAUAGUUUUAGAACCCUACCAUUGGGACGUUACAGUAUUUUAGAAUAGAUUUUUUUUGUAGAUGAAUGUUCCAUCAUUGACCGACCUGUCUAUCAAAAAAAUCUGUGAAACAACAGUAUCAGCAUCAUAUUUCAUCGAGCAGUCCCCCUUGCCGUGGACAUUAACAAAAAUAAUAUUAAAAAAAUUUCCUUUAUAUAAAUGGGAAACGAUGAUAAGCAGUGCUAAAAAUGAUCCUAUUCCUUCAUAUAAAGGAAUAGAAUUUAUUGCUUGCUCUAAACACAUACCGUCACAUUUAAGAAAUGUCGUAUUAGGAAAGUCAGAUUGGGGGAGUAUAUUUGAAGAUGAUGUAGAUGAAUGUUCCAUCAUUGACCGACCUGUCUAUCAAAAAAAUCUGUGAAACAACAGUAUCAGCAUCAUAUUUCAUCGAGCAGUCCCCCUUGCCGUGGACAUUAACAAAAAUAAUAUUAAAAAAAUUUCCUUUAUAUAAAUGGGAAACGAUGAUAAGCAGUGCUAAAAAUGAUCCUAUUCCUUCAUAUAAAGGAAUAGAAUUUAUUGCUUGCUCUAAACACAUACCGUCACAUUUAAGAAAUGUCGUAUUAGGAAAGUCAGAUUGGGGGAGUAUAUUUGAAGAUGAACACUCCAGUUAUUGUGUAUGGGCUAAUGGAUAUUAUCUUAAGCAGCAUCGCCUAAACGUAUGUAAAUCAUGUUUUUUUGCAUUCAAAAAUGCUCAUGAGACCUUAAAUAAAUUUUUACUGGUGCGUUACGACCAUACUCACGAAGUUUAUGAUGCUGAUGAUAUCGUUGAAUGCGUAUAUCAGCAACCAUAUUAUUGGUGCAAUAGUUGUUUUACUCACGUUUUAUUCGAUUUAAAAGAUUACGAGUCUUGCGUUAAUGCAUUACAUGAAAUGCCUAGAAAUAACAGGUUUGAUGAUUCUGAACCAGAAGUCUGAAGUAGGCAGUAAUAUUGAUUCUUUUGAGACGAAUGAUAGUGUCGAAUAUCCAUAAGCUACUAUCUCUCUUUCUCUCUUUUUUUGUAAAUAAUAAAGAUAAUAUAAUGUUAUUUUUCUUUCUGUAUUUUAUUCUAUAAUAAAGAUAUAUGUAAACAUU
Diabrotica virgifera virgifera (western corn rootworm) is the source of this 4470-nucleotide messenger RNA. RefSeq lists its product as uncharacterized. The coding region runs from base 1498 to 1962 and encodes 154 amino acids. NCBI's taxonomy places the organism in Eukaryota, Metazoa, Arthropoda, Insecta, Coleoptera, Chrysomelidae. The record is from RefSeq and is a predicted model, not a curated record. The transcript has 2 exons.